Molecule: messenger RNA, 525 nt
Organism: Caenorhabditis briggsae
Lineage: Eukaryota; Metazoa; Nematoda; Chromadorea; Rhabditida; Rhabditidae
Exons: 2
Coding region: 1-525 (174 amino acids)
Molecular function (GO): nucleic acid binding
Source: RefSeq, a predicted model, not a curated record
AUGAAGUACAUCAGUGGCAAGCCUUUCGUUCAAACCAUUGCUAGUGAUGAUAAAUGGGUAAUGUGUGAUUACAAUAAGCGACAAGCCAAAUGGGUUGACAAAGGCGCUCAACCACCAGACGUCUCGAAACGUGAAAUUCGUGUUAAAAAUGGGAUGUUGUCGGUAUGGUGGUCUACCAAAGAAUGGAGUGACAUAACUCAGACUUUAUGUGGAUCUCCAUUGGAGAGGAACGCAAAGGUUUAUUUUGAAUUUUUAAUUAAAAUUCGCAACCUCAUGCGGGAAGGAAGACCCAGGCCGAUCUCGGUGGAUAUGUCUAGACGAUUCUGCCUUAUUCACUGUAUAGCUCUAACCUUCUACUUUCUGAUUAUUACCCAUCCAGCCACUUCUAACGUCAUCUUGAUUGACGAAAAUUUACUUCAAAACAACGUAUCAAAAAUAGGUUGCUUUGAUUUUGAACUCGCUGUGACCGGAGUUCUGGAAGGAAGGCAUCCACAAUUUAGUGGGGCAUCGGCAGAUAGUCAUUGA